AAACUGAAGCUAUACGUACAAAAGCAUAGCCAGCUAGCUACGGCCUACACAUACGCAGGCACAAAGAAAUCAUUUAGACACCAAACCCAGAAUGGAGACGCCCAAGCUGGCCAUUUUGCUCGCCCUAGCCAUGGCAGCCGCCAUGGUUAAUCUUUCCCAAGCGCAAAACUCACCUCAGGACUACCUUUCACCCCACAACGCCGCCCGCGCUGCCGUCGGCGUGGGCGCAGUGAGCUGGAGCACGAAGCUGCAGGCGUACGCCCAGAGCUACGCCAACCAGAGGAUCGGCGACUGCAAGCUCCAGCACUCCGGCGGGCCCUACGGGGAGAACAUCUUCUGGGGGUCGGCCGGCGCGGACUGGAAGGCGGCGGACGCGGUGAAGCUGUGGGUGGACGAGAAGAAGGAUUACGACUACGGGUCCAACACCUGUGCAGGGGGGAAGGUGUGCGGGCACUACACGCAGGUGGUGUGGCGCGCGUCGACCAGCAUCGGCUGCGCUCGCGUCGUCUGCAACAACAACGGCGGCGUCUUCAUCACCUGCAACUACGAGCCCGCCGGGAAUGUUGUUGGACAGAAACCAUACUAAACUGUGAUUGCUUUUCGCAGUACAUAUAUUCAUGCACGCUCGUAUCUAUAAUUAGCUAGAGGGGCUGGGCGAGUAAAUAAAAGGAAUGCUGUAAUAAGCUAUGUAUUCUCCUCUCCAUCAUGGACUGUAAUAAAUAAUGAGCUUUUUUACUGUA
Hordeum vulgare subsp. vulgare (domesticated barley) is the source of this 740-nucleotide messenger RNA. RefSeq names its product pathogenesis-related protein 1-like. Bases 92 to 586 code for a protein of 164 amino acids. Gene Ontology annotation, cellular component: extracellular region. Lineage: Eukaryota; Viridiplantae; Streptophyta; Magnoliopsida; Poales; Poaceae. The transcript has a single exon. The record is from RefSeq and is a predicted model, not a curated record.